Molecule: messenger RNA, 924 nt
Organism: Cercopithifilaria johnstoni
Lineage: Eukaryota; Metazoa; Nematoda; Chromadorea; Rhabditida; Onchocercidae
Source: the annotation of a GenBank genome assembly
AUGGCAUUUAUUAGCUCAAAUGCGAUAAUAGAGAAAUGUUGUAAUUUGUAUUCCACCGAAAAUAUUCAACAAAAUGAUGGUUAUUUGAAAAAUUUUAUUGACAAUACUAAUAAUAGUAGUGGUAAUGAUAAUGAUGAUAAUGGUAAUAAUAAUGAUAAUAAUGGUAGUAAUAGUAAUACAAAUGAUUACAAGUUGAUCAAAUGCAAAGCUCAAUGUGAUGCACAAUGGAAGAGUGAUUUUCAUGUGCAUUUUCAAAAGAAUUACGAUGAAGAAUUUUAUGAAUUUCCAUUGGAUAAAUUAAUUACCACAUCAUUUGAUAAUUUUUAUACAUUUUGUAAUAUAACAGAACAGAAAUUAGCAUGUUGGAAUAUGCGAUGUGAAAUGAUAGAUGAAGAGAUACCAUGGAGUAGUGAUUUGCAUAUUUGUGCUUUUAAAAGGUUGCAAUUUGAAAAUUCACUUCGUUGUUUGAAUCUAACCAGUAGUGGUGCACAUAAUGAAUGCAAUAAAAUAUGUCGUCGUGUUGCACGACGAUAUCCUACAAAUGGAAUUGAAAAAUCAUAUCUUCAUGACGUAUCCGCUAAUUUAGCUGAAAUUUAUCAAUACUGGCAAUUGAAUAAGCAAUGUGCUUUUCAAAUUUGUCAUUUGGAAUGUCGAAAUGAGUUAAUAAAAGGUAUGUGUGAAGAAAAUGAAACAAUUAAUGGAUUGGAUGCAAUACAAAGUUACUAUCAAUAUGAUCUGCUCGAUCAGUUGCGCUCAUUAAUUGACAGCUCCACCGAGCAUUUGUAUCCAUUAAUUUGUCGACUUUAUCUUCCAUUGCAAUAUCAUUUGGAACUAACGAACGAAACCAGUAAUGAAAUUAAGCGAUCAGUCCUAGCUAUUAAGAGCGCAGUGAAUGGUAUCGUUGAAAUGAUCAUCAAAUCAUGA